AUGUCUCCGGCCGGUGAACUGUGGUGGCUCUGCCGCUGUGUCGACGAAUCUCUCAGCUCCUACACAGAGCCACGCGCGUUCGUUUCAACGAACAAAGAGAACGAGAAGGAAAUCCUAAUUGCUUCUUCUCAGGUCGUGAGGAAAAUUCAGCUGCGAAUUCGUGAAUUUGAUUCUUCUUCGAAUAAAGAAGAAUUGCACGGUUCCGAGGAACAUUGCUCCGUCCAUCAAUGUCUACUGAAAAUUGUGACUAAAAUGGUGAAUUUGUUAGCUGUUAAAAAUGAAUUCGUUCAACACGUUGCUGUCAAUGCUCUUGUCUUAAUUUCAGAGUUUGUGUUCGCGACGGGGAACAAUUGGGAUGAAUUUGUCAAUUUGUUAUGCUGUUCCUUGGAAGUGGCUUUUACUAGAAUGUUCUCGUGUUCGUCUGAAAAUAAUAACUUUGAUUCUCCUGAUGUUGAUUUCGUGCUGCAACAUAGGCUGAUGAGUUGUGACUGGUCUACUGUGGCUGGUAUCGUUGGAGCGCUUCGUGUUAUAUGCAAACAUUUGAAGGAGGAUUAUGAUGAUGAGUUUGUCAAAGUGUACUAUGACUCUGUUAAUUCUUGUCUUUUGAAAAUGCCUUGGAGUUCGUUGGAUGAGUGUUGGAGUUGUGAUACUGUUAGCAUGAAGAAAAGCUUGCCAUCGAAUGUGCUGCAUCGCAGUAAUUUUGGUGCUAUGGAUCCUGGAAUCAGAUUUCUUGGGACUAUUCUCCGGUUACUAUGCACUUUGGUUGACCGGAGUGAUUUUGUGGAUACUGGUUGUGAUUCUGCUGACAAACAUCCACUAUUUGUCACAGUAAUGAACCUUAUACCUAGACUUGUAAAGUGGUGUCUCCGCAAGCAAGAAGACAAUUCUGAGACUUGCAUCAUCCAUUACAUGAAACAUAAAUUGCUGAUUCUGAUGAUCAGGUUUGGCUCACUCUCGUGUCUGGACUCUUCAGACUCAUUUUCUUGGCUUGAAAUCCUUCAUAACUACUUUCAAGAUCUUCUACUACAACCUUUAACUCAAUUUCUGUCUGCUCAAGGUGAUUGUCUUGAAGGCUCUCCAUUUUUGUUGAGUUUGUCUGAUGGAGAAACAUAUGGGACGUCUUCCAGCCAUCUACAAAGACAAGCUAUUUUCCUCUUGCUGGAUUGUUCUAUCAGUUUGAUCAGUCAAAGAGGAUCAAAGGAAAACCACAGUGAUUGUUCGGCUUUAAGCUCAUGUUUUACCAAUAACUUAGAUCUAGAGUUUGAUCACUUUCGCAUAAAAAAGGGAUUACUAGAGCUUUACAAGUGGAUUCAACAACAUCUUCCAAGUGAGGUCUCUAUCAACCGUGAAAACUACUCAGAGAUAUGUAUGAACUUCAUGUCAACUUUUCUCCAGCUAUAUCUUCACGAGAGCCCUCUGUUUUCAAAUCUGCCACCGUCACCAAACAGUGUUCCAAGCCGUCUGUGGUGGUCGGAAUUCCCCGAUCUAACACCUGUUAAAACCGCGCCGCCAACCACUUUACACGCGCCGGUAACAGCUUUGUCCAAGCGCGCCCGCUCGCACCCACUCGCCGGCGCGUGUGAUCCACGUGCCACCCUCCUGCAGCCCGUUUUCGACGGUGAUUUUUGCUACUUGCUCGGUUUUGUCCCCUGA
Messenger RNA from Vicia faba (fava bean), 1653 nucleotides. NCBI's taxonomy places the organism in Eukaryota, Viridiplantae, Streptophyta, Magnoliopsida, Fabales, Fabaceae. The record is from the annotation of a GenBank genome assembly.